Molecule: messenger RNA, 4356 nt
Organism: Lynx canadensis (Canada lynx)
Lineage: Eukaryota; Metazoa; Chordata; Mammalia; Carnivora; Felidae
Gene: PAX5
Product: paired box 5
Biological process (GO): regulation of transcription by RNA polymerase II; anatomical structure development
Molecular function (GO): RNA polymerase II cis-regulatory region sequence-specific DNA binding; DNA-binding transcription factor activity, RNA polymerase II-specific
Source: RefSeq, a predicted model, not a curated record
GAAAAAAAAAGGGGAAAAAAGGAAAAGAAAAGAAAGAAAAAAGAAAAAAGAAAAAGAAGCACACACAAAAAGUGGAAACUUUUUCUCCCUGUCCACUUCAUCAAGUUCUGGAAAAUCAAAAUGGAUUUAGAGAAAAAUUACCCGACUCCUCGGACCGGCAGGACAGGACAUGGAGGAGUGAAUCAGCUUGGGGGGGUUUUUGUGAAUGGACGGCCACUCCCGGAUGUAGUCCGCCAAAGGAUAGUGGAACUUGCUCAUCAAGGUGUCAGGCCCUGCGACAUCUCAAGGCAGCUUCGAGUCAGCCAUGGUUGUGUCAGCAAAAUUCUUGGCAGGUAUUAUGAGACGGGGAGCAUCAAGCCUGGUGUAAUUGGAGGAUCCAAACCAAAGGUCGCCACGCCCAAAGUGGUGGAAAAAAUUGCUGAGUAUAAACGCCAAAAUCCCACCAUGUUUGCCUGGGAGAUCAGGGACCGGCUGCUGGCGGAACGGGUGUGUGACAAUGACACGGUGCCCAGCGUCAGUUCCAUCAACAGGAUCAUCCGGACUAAAGUACAACAACCCCCGAACCAGCCGGUCCCAGCUUCCAGUCACAGCAUAGUGUCCACGGGCUCCGUGACGCAGGUGUCGUCGGUGAGCACGGACUCGGCCGGCUCCUCGUACUCCAUCAGCGGUAUCCUGGGCAUCACGUCUCCCAGCGCAGACACCAACAAGCGCAAGAGAGAUGAAGGUAUUCAGGAGUCUCCGGUGCCGAACGGCCACUCACUGCCAGGCAGAGACUUCCUCCGGAAGCAGAUGCGGGGAGAACUGUUCACGCAGCAGCAGCUGGAGGUGCUGGACCGCGUGUUUGAGAGGCAGCACUACUCGGACAUCUUCACCACCACAGAGCCCAUCAAGCCCGAGCAGACCACUGAGUACUCAGCUAUGGCCUCGCUGGCUGGAGGGCUGGAUGACAUGAAGGCCAACCUGACCAGCCCCACUCCCACCGACAUUGGGAGCAGCGUGCCCGGGCCACAGUCCUACCCCAUUGUGACAGGCCGUGACUUGGCGAGCACGACCCUCCCCGGGUACCCUCCGCACGUCCCCCCCGCCGGACAAGGCAGCUACUCAGCACCGACGCUGACAGGGAUGGUGCCUGGGAGUGAGUUUUCCGGGAGCCCCUACAGCCACCCUCAGUAUCCCUCAUACAACGACUCCUGGAGGUUCCCCAACCCGGGGCUGCUCGGCUCCCCAUACUAUUACAGCGCCGCUGCCCGAGGGGCUGCCCCACCUGCAGCCGCCACUGCCUAUGACCGUCACUGACCCUCGGAGCCAGGCAGGCGCCAAGCACUUAUAACACAUAUCACUGAGGGCGAUAGCCUCUCAGCCCCUCUGAAGAUGGCCAGAGGGGCCCAACGAGACCAUCCCCCAGCAACCCCCACUCACCUGAAACUCCCUCCCAACCUUUUCCUGCCAGGGACUCUGGGGUUCCAUGGUAAGGCUGUUGGACUUGUAGACAUGCGUCCAUUUCUAAGAGUCAAUCAGUGAGCUUCUCCCAACAGCAGCUGGGUCUCUGCAAACCAACGGACUAUUCUUCAGACAACUGUAGCCCCAGCCUAGCCUGCCAGUCCCCAGCUGUCUGACCAUCCACCUGUCUUCCUGCCCCAGGCCUGGGAAGGAGAGCUUGCUUUUGUCGCUUCAACAGCACCCAUGUAAAUACCUUCUUGCUUUUUUGUGGGCCUGAGGGUCCAGCUGAGCAGACAGCCCACCCAUUAUGCAUCCACUACUCCCGAUGUGUCACAGGAAAUCUUAGACCUGUGUGCAGAGUAUCCCCUCUGUUCUGGCUGCCCCCCAAGGGUGGGCUUGGAGUUUUCCUUGAGACUAAGGAUGCCCACCUCAGGGCCCAGCCUCCUGCUCAUUGCUACUUCUUUAACGUCUGGACUAGGAGUCUCAUUGGGCUAGUUAUGCUUCAAACUUCCCCCCUGAGAACCCUCCUCAGGAGAAACACACUCUGGAGAGAUGCCCUGGCUUCCUGACUUCAUUUCCCUGGGCCCAAUGCAGUGUGAGCAGCUCUUUUCCAUAUCAAAGGACUCAAAGAGAACUGUCUGGGAGAGUCUUCAGCUACUACUCUAAAGUAAGAUGCUGUCCAAGGUGCUGACUGCAUUGCGGACUUUGAAUGCUAGGGCUGGACAGGACCCAGGAGACCAUAGUCCUAGGCGGGAACCCCAAGCCCCUGGAACCACUGAACUGAACUGGGACGUGUUUUCUGAGGAAUUCCCAGGUUCAUAUCACACCGGACACCCACCGUGGACAUUUCUCCCACCCUCCAGGAUGCCAGAGAGUGGAUUCUGGGCAAGCCUGUCCCUGCCAUGUAGACAAUGAUUAACAAAAAGGACUUUCCUGCACUGAGGACCACAAACACCUACAGAAGUCAGCCAGAACUUCCUGAUCAACCCCUCCCCACCCUCGUGGAGCCUAGUGUGCAGCUGGGAAUAGAGGUGCUGGGGUGGGAGCAGAUGCCUAACCUUGCACAGUGGGUAUGUACCUAUUGAUGCAAGGGGUUGUGAUGGUCAGAGCCAUGGCCAGUGGCCCCAGGAGCCUGGAGAGGGGAGCUUGGAGAACUCACUGUGGGCUGGUGAGAUCAGAAAAACCCACCUGGGAGGAUGCAGGGGACAGAGGAAGGCCUUCUGGGAAGAUUAGGACAGGCAGUGAGGAACUGGUGUCUGAACUGGGAGUGGUUUUGAAAUAGGGGUACCAGGGGCCACCAUCUCUUCUCCCAGGGCCUCAAUUCCUUGAAUAGUUUCUUUUGCCAACUCAGAACAGCAAGGUGAGGCACUACCCGAAUCUGGGCUGAAUUACAGUGAGAACAAUGGAUGUUGCCAUCUCAUGUGACAGUGUCCCCAAUGUUGGCACAUCACCAAAUUGGCAAAGAGCUGGGGUGGAGAGAGCCUGAACUUGACGUUAUUGGGCCUGAGAGGUCUUGUCCUGGCCGUACCUUUUCCUUGCUGUGGGACCUCAGACAAGACGUUCACCUCUCUGAGCCUCAGCUGCCUUGGUAUAGCAGGGUCACCUGCAGGGUCAUCCUACAGCUCUCUCCUUGCCUUCCUCUUUCCCAGGAUGCUGGGGCUGUAACAGAGUCAUCUGGGGCAUGUCUUCCAUUUCUGAGCAACCAUACAGGGUGGGCACCCGAGUCCUGCUAAUAUUUGGACCAAACAGGAAAUAAGAACACCCGGAGGCAUGGGAAUCAGCCUUGGGGAAGACCUAGUCCAACUUCCCUCAGGGGAAACUGAGGCCCCGUUUUGGGAAGCCCAGGACCAUGCAGGGAGAUAGAACAGACCUCCUCUGGCCACCACCAAGUGUUUUCUCCCCAACAUCCUACGAGGAGGUAGGACAGAAGAGGAAACUGAGGCUCAACAAGGUGGAGUCCCCAAGCAGUGACUGGCAGAGGUGGAGCUGGCAUUCAGCCCCCUUACCCCAGGAACAAGGUGAUCCUCCCAUCCUUGGGGAGGGCAGUUGAGAGUGAGGGCAGUGGGAGGUUGCUCUGGGUCCACUGCCACAGAUGGAGUGUCCUGGGCUGUUAGCACUGCUGAGGGAGCCCAGCACCCAGGGCAGAAGUGGAGCCAGUGAGCUCACUGCAGGCACACCCACCAUCUUGGAACCUUCUGGGCAAAGAAGGGAGGCAGCUGGGGCAGAGCCCACCUCUGAAAACAGGAUGAACGAGCUCCAACCUCUACCUGCCAGACAAGGUAGGAGAAGGCAUGUUAGCUGGCCUCUCCUUUCCUCCUUCCCUUCCUCCCUCCCUUCUUAGGAAGUGAUGGGGUCAGGCCUUUGACCUCUUGCAUCCUCAUCUUUGGAUCCUUGUCGCUCCUUGUGGUCUCAGGCUGUUGGGAGGUCAGCCUUCCCUGAACCAACAGCCUGAAGCGCACACUAAAGCCCAUCUGGCCCCAUACUGUUCUUUCUCCUUGCCCUGUGAUGAGCUCCCUCCAUGCCUUUCCUCUCUGAAGCUCUGCUGGUCUUCAGAUCGCAUUGGUAUUUAUUAGACAAGCACUUGAUUCCUGGACUGCCAGGCAGAAGCACAAGAGCACAUGGACGCACACGCAUGUUCUCACACAUGUACCUGCUCUCCGCAGCUCAGAGUUCCCGCGCUGGUUGAGCUGCCCGGGAGCUCAGAGAGAACGGUUCUGAAGGACACAAGCCGUUGAGUAAAUGCCAGAGAAUUCUGAAUGAAAAACACAAGGUCGGGGCUUUCACCAGCAUCGUGGCUGGAGGCCUAGGGACCUUCAGCCCUAUGUUCCAGCUCUGACUUUUGGAAAAGGACCUUGUGAAUUUUACGAAAAAGUUUCAUACCAUUAGUCUAGCUCCAGCCUUGAAAAUUUGAUGACA